AUGGCAGCCCACACCUGUCCAUUCUGCGACAAGGAGUAUCACUACAUGCAGCCCUUCAUGAAGCAUUUAUAUCAGACACACCCUUUAUCGGAGGCCGCGGAGAGCAGUAACGCUUUUAAGAGUAAGAAGGACAAGUCGGAUCCCAAGCACGGCGCGACAAACAAGACCCGCGAGGAAGAGCGUCGUUAUAUAGUCAAGAUCGCUGAGGCGAGCACUGGCAAGUCGGCAGAGCCCAACUCGUCGUCUUUCGACGAAGUGGUCGACCUCCGCAGUCCUAGUGGAUCACCUUCGCCAUCACCACCUCCAACCGGUUGGUCAAGCAAUCAGACCGGCAACGACGACCCCCGCGAGCAGCAGUCCCUGCUGCCACAGCGCCGCCCAGCCUGGGCGACCGAUGGCACUACUCCUGCAGCGUCGCCGCCGGCAAUGAAGGAAAAGGCGGCUGAAGGCAAGGGCAAGGCAAAGGAGCGUCGCCAUAACUUGCCGGAUGUGCCAGCCAAGGCGCGCGGGCGUGGGAAGAACACGCCCGCCGUGGAGCUCCCAUUUCUCAGUGACUCGGAUGAGGACGAGCUGGAGAGUGUCACUGUGCGCAAGUUCUUGUCAGCCAACCCCGAUCUCAACAAGAACUCCAAGCGUCCGUCAUCACCUACACUUGAGCGCAACUCUUUGCGCUCCCCCAAGGUCAUCAAGCUGGGCCGUCAUGCGAACGCGACUGAGCCUGCCCGCGAGUCCGAGCUUGAUCGCGGCGACCUGCUGCUCAGCGAGAGAGCCGUGUCGGACCUUGUCCGCGACAAGAAGGCCGCUGAAGGUUCUCGCCCCGACCCCGAGACGAGUGACAGUGAUAGUGACGAUGACUCGGACGAAGACGACGAGGCCGCAGAGGCCGGCAACAGCAGCUUCCUCCCGUUCGUGGCCAGCUUGCCCAGCCCGGACGAAUCCGAUGUUUCACUCGUUCCGAGCCGCUCUGCAUCCCCAGCUGGGUCAUCGGAGUCGGAGGACGAUGACGACGACAAGCCUGUCAACGACGGCAAGUAUGACCACGCCAAGGCUGCGUCCGUGCCCAACUCGGUGACAAACACUCCUACGCCGACGCCCCAGCGCGACCAGUUCGAGAGGUUCAUGAACCACGCACUGCGUAACAAGGCGCGUGCCGAGGGCCACCCAUCCGUGGAGCCGGACAAGGUUGCGAGCUCGAGCACUCUGCCAUCCGCCCCCUCGCCGUUCGCGUCUACGACGCCGGCUGUCCAGCCGAAGGGCAAGGCGCGCGCCACCAAGCACAGCGCACACGAGAAGAACCCCCAGCUCACUAGCACACCGUUCGGCGCAGCGCCGACCCCGCACAACAGUUCCUCGCCUCUCGUUGGCCAGGCUGCCCUCCCUACUAUGCCGCCUCCGCCCCAGUGCGACGCCCUGGCCUGCCCGUCGUGCCAUGCCAUGGCGCACGCCUUCCAUGUCUUCCACACCACCCAUUCCCAGUGGCACUGCGAUGCUGGUCCGUAA
Molecule: messenger RNA, 1500 nt
Organism: Vanrija pseudolonga
Lineage: Eukaryota; Fungi; Basidiomycota; Tremellomycetes; Trichosporonales; Trichosporonaceae
Exons: 3
Coding region: 1-1500 (499 amino acids)
Source: RefSeq, a predicted model, not a curated record